Messenger RNA from Ictalurus punctatus (channel catfish), 3059 nucleotides. Its product is annotated as deoxynucleoside triphosphate triphosphohydrolase SAMHD1. The transcript has 14 exons. Lineage: Eukaryota; Metazoa; Chordata; Actinopteri; Siluriformes; Ictaluridae. The record is from RefSeq and is a predicted model, not a curated record. Bases 1556 to 2965 code for a protein of 469 amino acids. Gene Ontology annotation, biological process: dGTP catabolic process; regulation of innate immune response; defense response to virus. Gene Ontology annotation, cellular component: nucleus. Gene Ontology annotation, molecular function: dGTPase activity.
GUCAGGAAAACGAUUUAGAGCUUUGAAUCAUUACUGACUGGGCUACUAUUUGCUAGCUCGCUGACACUGGUCAAUCAUGUACAAAGUGUAUUUACAAAGUAUAUGUAUAAGUAGCAAAUGUAACGCACCAACUGAAAAUAUACUUUUUGGUGCUAUUUUUGGAUAUUUGGAAAAUAUACGAAUAUACCGUUGACUCAACAUAACCUACUUGUUUGAGGAAAGGAUUGACUAGCUAACCUUACCAGGCAACUUUGAGUGUUUGCUAAGGUCAAUACUAAAUUGUUGUGAAAUUUAGCUAGUGUCAGGUGUUUUGGUUCAUGACAUCACUUCAUUAAUUAUCAAUGGUUUGAUAGUUACUGAAUUAUAAUAUCAGUACAGCAACUUAAAGCAGAAUAAGACAUGGAUACAGACCUGUCAAGAACUACAGGUGUGUGUUGGAAAGUGUGUGUGCAUUCAUGAGGCUCAACUGUCAUGUCUAAAACUGUCAAUCACUUCCGUACAAUAAAACUGUAUCAUUUCCGUACAAUAAACCAUGCCAUGUUUAUUGUACGGAAAUAUAUUUCUGGAUAUAUCAAGGUCAACUGAACUUGUGAAAAUGACAGAACAUUAUUCCUAAAAUUAAUUUGGGGUGAUACAACCCCAAUUCCAAAAAAUGUAUAAAAUGUAAAUCAAAACAGAAUGCAAUGAUUUACAAAUCUCAUAAACCCAUAUGUUAUUCACAAUAGAACAUAGAAAACAUAUCAAAAGUUUAAACUGAGGAAAUGUACCAUUUUAAGGCAAAAAAAAAGGUCAUUUUGAUUUUGAUGGCCGCAACAUGUCUCAAAAAAGUUGGGACGGGGGCAACAAACUGUAAUAAAAACUUGUUUGAGGGAAACCAUUGUACUUAACUGUCUUCAUUUGGCAUUCAUGCUGUGUGUACAAUCUCAAGUGACCUUCAUAUCAAGACAGUGGAGUACUGUGUGUAUUCAGAACAUUCUAGCUAGGCUAGUUUUGCAUAUUAUACUAAAUGGAAUUUAAAAAACAUAUUGCUGCUUUGAAUGAUCAGUUAUAUGCAUCAUUGUACCAUAAGUCCAGUGAAAUUGUCUUAAUACUGAAAGACAAUGUUUUCUUAUACUUUUCUUUUAGUUUGCUUCAAAGAAAGAACUGUAACUUCAGUGUGCCUCUGCCAGUACAACCACAUGUAUGGGUGUUGAAUUACCAACAUACCAAAGUGCCAAGUUGACAUUUGGAACCAGUCCAAAAUAUAUAUUUACUCUUUUCUGUGAAGAUGAUCAGAAAGCUUAAUAGUCCUUAGCUAGUAUUUACUUCCGAGCAGAACAUAUUUUAAUAUAACAAUUAGCCAAUCAAUAAUAAUUGAUUUUUCAGAUUUUCACAAUCAAGGAAGUGUCCAGGAUUGCAGAUUACGUAAUUGUGGUCAGUGAAUUUUUCAAAAAGGUGUGUCCAGAGCAUGUUGAUUUAGAAAUGCUUACAGUAUAUUAGGCUAUAUAUACACCUCGAUCUACUGUGCGAGAUUCACAACAACAGGCUGAGAAAAGCUUCAGGUUCAGGACAAAAUAUGGCUACAGACAAGUACAAGAUCUUCAAUGACUCUGUCCAUGGCCAUAUCACGAUGCAUCCUCUGCUGGUUCAAAUCAUUGACACACCAGAAUUUCAGCGCCUGAGGAACAUCAAGCAGCUGGGAGGAGGGUAUUUUGUCUUUCCAGGAGCUUCUCACAACCGAUUUGAACACUCCAUUGGCGUGGCUCAUCUGGCAGGGAAACUCGUACAAAGUCUCAGAGCUCAAGGAAAUGAUAUAACUGAGAAAGAUGAACUCUGUGUUCAGAUUGCAGGAUUGUGUCAUGACCUGGGUCACGGCCCUUUCUCUCAUGUAUUUGAGGUUUUCAUGAAGGAGGUAAAACCAGAAUUGAAUUGGAAGCAUGAAGCAGCAUCUGUCAAAAUGUUUGAACAGCUGAUCAAAAACAUCGGAAAGAAGAAUGAAACGAUUAAGAAAAUCAUGGAAGAUGACUAUAAAUUGGAAAAACAUGACAUUAAGUUUAUCAAAGAGCUCAUCUAUAGCAAAGAAAAGCUUAAUUCAGCUGAAGAUACUAAAGAGACUGAAACUGAAAAACGAGACAAACAAAGACGCAAGGACAAUCCCUACUUAUAUGAGAUUGUGGCCAAUGAAUGCACAGGUAUUGAUGUCGACAAAAUGGAUUAUUUCAGCAGAGAUUGCCUCCAUCUGGGAAUGAAAAGCAACUUCUCCCAUGAGCGCUUUGUGAUGUUUGCACGAGUUUCCACCAACGAGGACGGUGAAAAGCAGAUCUGCAUGAGAGAUAAGGAAGCACUGAACAUGUAUGAACUCUUUCAUGUCCGCUACCUGCUUCACUACAAUGCCUACCAACACAGGGUUAAGGUGGCAGUUGAAAUGAUGAUUGUUGACGCACUUUUGGCAGCUGAUGAAGAUGACUUUAAGCUGGAUGGCAUGAAAAUCUCUGAGGCAGUAAAUUAUCCUGCAACAUACCUGAAACUCACAGAUAACAUUCUUCAGGAAAUCAAGGGCUCAUCAGAAAAAGCAAAGGAGAUCAUUAAUAGAAUUGAGAAACGUGAUCUUUACAGCUUUGUUGAUAGCAGAAUCUUCAAGUCCGAUGAGCUGAAAGAUUUGAACGAUGCACAAAAGCAAGAGAAAUGGCAGAAGUGGAUAGAAGAAAAAUCUGACAAAGAUAAACUUACUGUCAAGACUGCCAAAUUAAAUUAUGGAAAGGAAGAGGAAGAUCCAAUCAAACAUCUCAGAUUCUACAGGAAAAACAACCCUGACGCAGCAGUGGAACUGGAGGAACAUGAGGUUUCAUACCUUCUGCCCAAAAGCUUUGCUGAAAUCAAGGUGAUGCUUUUCUACAAAGGUGUUCCAAAGCUCCCAGAAAACCCACCCACUAAAGGAUUAUCAGAUGAAAAACCAAGUGAGGGAUCAAGUAAAAAAUCAAGCUAGGAAUCAAGCAGAAGUCAAGAAUAGAGGAUUCCAGCAAAGAAUCAACUGAAAAGCAAAGCUGUAAUGCUGUUGAAACAAAUGUCAAUUUUAUAAA